GAUCAUGUGGUGCAGUAGAAAAAACGCAAUCAUUUUUUCCAUCUUGUUCGCAAACACAAUAUUUUGAAGAUACGUCAGCGCCACUACUUAGCGUAUAUCUGUUUUGAUUCCACCGCCUUAUAGGACAGCAUGGACAGGAACAGAUUUCAACAUUUACAUUUCCCAAGUACGGAGCGCUUUUGUUACUUUCAAUAUUGAAUGAUCGACAGCAUUUUUUCUCGAAUAGCACUUUUAGUACGAAUUCUGAAAAAGUUUUUCACACGACCGUGGAGACAUUUCCUGGUCCGGCGGAAAACGUUCGUUAUUACUCGGAAAGAAGGACUUCUACCAGGUCCAGGACAUAAGUUUCCUUUACCAGCAACUACUUCUUUUUUCAAAAAAUAAAAACUUCCACAACGUACUAUCAAUCUCCACAACUACGAUGAUUCCAUCCACACCCUUAUUUGCCGCGGGGCGGCCACAGUCGCUGGCGGUAUCAGCAGCCCUGCUCCUUUCUGCAUUUCUUGCGAGCAGGCCGGUUCUCGGAGCUAGCAGUAGUAGAACAGAAGGUGGUGGUGGUGGUGUCAAUAUGCUCCCGCCGCAGCCACAGUUCCCCACGACCACGACGCCGGCGACGAGAUUCUACAAGCCGCACACCUUUGAGAAGCGAGAGACGGGUUUUCGCGCUGGGAGUUUUGCUAGCAGGGGCCCUUCGACGCAGUUCACAACUCUGACCGGAGCGACUGGUGCACCGAACAAGCGUAAGAAGUACUACUCACACAUGUAUGCCGCCGUGGAUAAUUUUGCUACGUUCUCUAGUACGCCCGGACUUGCCUUGAACGGUGCUAGCAUCCACUUUACGCUGCGACUGAAGGAGAAAGACAGCUGGCGGCAGUCAAAGAAGGCGAAGGCUUCUUCUAUGAGUGACUGCAGAAAUUAUGAAGCCGGAGGAAGUGGAAGUACUGGUUCUGCUGGCCCUGGCGCGCCUUCGUGGUCUUCUUCUCUCAUCGAAGAUGAAGCUCAGGCCCGCCUCGGUCAAAAAUCUCGCCCGAUCAGGCGACAACGCGGGGAGUUAGAGGCAAUGUCUGAUCUGUUGGAGGCCGCGAGGGUGAAAAAGCCGCGACUUUUUAGCGUCGCGGAGCGGGUACAGAAGAUUGAGGAAGGCAGGACUGCAGCACCAGCAGCAGCAGCUUCAACCCACAAGCGGAAAGCCUCUCCAACUUCUCUUGAACAAGCCUCAUCGAGUGCUGGCACUAGUAGCUUGCGGCAAAAAAUACAAGACGUGUCCGAAGAAGCAGGGACGAGCGCGGCCACAACAUCGUCCUCUCCUCGCUUGACGCCUGACGCAAAGCGCCGGAAACUGUUUGACUCUGAAGCGCCGGCGUGGUCCACUAGUAGCGGCACCGGGAAUAAAGAGGAAGACAAGAGGACGGUCACAAAUUCAAUCCUUAGGUCCGCACCGGACUUACGGACCACCCGGCCGGGUGGUCCUUAGGUCCGGUGCCCCAAAAGUUCCGUUACGUAACUUCACAAGCUGCAGCAGCUGAGUCGGCAGAACCCUUACACGAGAUUCUGCAGGUUAUCCAUUUUUUGAUACUGUAAAAAUAUCUAGUUUUAAGAUUAAGAAUUAAUUAAUUCGUCGCCGGAGUGUGUGUGUCGAAGCCGGCGUCUCCAUGUGGUGUCGGGGCGGAUUCGGAGAGGCGCGGCGCCGAUGUGGAUUCUCCGCGACAGGCGACGGCGGUGGGACGGAAGACGCGCGACACAGAUAGCUGGAGAGGUUGACUUUCGGGCCACACAGGAAGACGGGCUGGACAUUUUCGGGCCACACAGGAGGAUAGUGGUCCCCGACUUUAUCCAAUACACACACGUAGCAGCAGAUAAUUUAUGUCAACACAGGCAGUCCUGGAAUUAAUUAAUUAACUUAGAAACUAAGUUUCUAAGUUAAUUAAUUAAUUCCCAGAGCAUGUAUAUGUCAAAAGCAUCCCUGGCUUCUUUUUAUUUUUUUUGUAUCCUUUUUGUUUUUUCUUUACAUUUUUGCUUUUUUUUGCUUUUUUGUUUUGUUUUUUCUUUUUGGAUUCUUUUUUUUUUUUUAGAAGCCAGGGAUGCUUUUGACAUAUACAUGCUCUGGGAAUUAAUUAAUUAACUUAGAAACUUAGUUUCUAAGUUAAUUAAUUAAUUCCAGGACUGCCUGUGUUGACAUAAAUUAUCUGCUGCUACGUGUGUGUAUUGGAUAAAGUCGGGGACCACUAUCCUCCUGUGUGGCCCGAAAAUGUCCAGCCCGUCUUCCUGUGUGGCCCGAAAGUCAACCUCUCCAGCUAUCUGUGUCGCGCGUCUUCCGUCCCACCGCCGUCGCCUGUCGCGGAGAAUCCACAUCGGCGCCGCGCCUCUCCGAAUCCGCCCCGACACCACAUGGAGACGCCGGCUUCGACACACACACUCCGGCGACGAAUUAAUUAAUUCUUAAUCUUAAAACUAGAUAUUUUUACAGCCCCCAUUUUUUGCAUGGAGGGGCGGCUCUAUGCCAUAGGCUGUUCUGAUGUAGCGCAAAAAGUUUCUUUAUGUGCACUAGGAAGGACUUCCUAUUUGAUUUCUGAAGCUAUUUCGAAAGCUUCGCUUUUGAUUUUGCAUUGCAGUGAAUUCGCCUUCCGCUAAAAACGUCACCCGUUGGCCGACGUCGUUCGCGAAGGCACGACACCGACGUCGUUCGCGCAGGCACAGCCACAAUCGUAUCGGGAACGGCGCUGACGCUGCGCCGGCUGAUUUUCUUGCGGCGCCGUUCCCGAUACGAUUGUGGCUGUGCCUGCGCGAGCGACGUCGGUGUGUCUGCACGUCGGCGUGCCUGCGCGAACGACGUCGGCCAACUGGUGACGUUCCGCUAAUACAGAAACUCAAACCGCAGCAAAUGCAUACACUGCAACGCAAAAACAAAAGUGGCGAAGCUCGUUAAAUAGCUUCAUAAAUCAAAUUGGCAUAGGCUCGCCCCUUCAUGCAGAAAAUGAAUAACAUGCAGAAUCUCGCGUAAGAUUUCUGCCGUCAGGGUGGGACUCAGCUGCUGCAGAUUGUGAGUGAAGUUGCGUAAAGUAACUUUUGGGGCACCGGACCUAAGUACCACCCGGCCGGGUGGUCCGUAAGUCCGGUGCGGACCUAAGGAUUGAAUUUGUGACCGUCCUCCAAUCCGAUGAAGAGGAGAAAAACAAGCCAACACCAAGCACUCACACUCCAGAUACCGCAACGCAUUCGGACGACCUCUCAUCAUAGUACCGGACAGCCUGCAUUCAUGAUCUCGUCGGGGUCAUCUUCCACUUCUCCUGCCAGCUUUCUUCUGUGCGAAGGAGAACAAGAAGACGAUACUUCUCGAGACCGGGAUUUCUAUUUGUUCGACUACCGCGUUGACAUCGGCGAGAAAAUCAAGAAGCCAACCAUUGUUAUGAAAUGCAAAAGCAUCGUACUAGUAGAAAUCGCAUUGCAAAUCAGCAUUAGCUGAAAUGGAAUUUGUAAUGUGGUUUUACCUUCAUAGAAAGCCUUGUAAUGCAUGACUGCGAUUAGUGCGAGUGCCGAUACUUUUGCAAUGCAUAAUUGUGUACGAUUGGCGAAACACCGUCGCGGAAAAAUUUUUCCAGACGGCGCUCCUCGAAGAUGUCGAACGGAGAAAGGAGCAGAUUAAAACCUGGCUGAGGAAGCGGCCGAACAUAAUGGAGGUCAGCUUCGACAAAACUCCGGGAAGAAAUCUACUUUCAAACGGGUUGGCCGUUUUCCAGGAAAAGCCACAGACGGUUGAAGUUCUUGCUGAAGGCCAGGAAGCUUGUAAGGCGAGCGGUUCUCUCUCGGGUGUUGAAACAAAGACUCUUGUGCAGCAGGAAACCGUCUCGGUUUCAUUCGAUGUUCCUGCUGACAAAAAAGAAGGUUCUUCAUCAUCCGGUCGCGCUGCAACUCCUGCUGCCAAGAAUGGUAUUGACGAUAAUUACCUCUCCAAAAAAGUGUUUCGUUUGGUGCUGGAAUACCCAGCGAAUUUUGACCACCACCGUUACGAGGUAGAGUACACCGUGACAGCUGGUGGGACCAUCAUGAACCUUCACGGCGAUCAGCUCGGUACUUCAGCACCUUCCGCUGUGCUGGCUACUCCCGAGGCCAUGGGCGCAACAAGUGCAGACGUUACACCUCGUCCUUCAUUCGGUGCUAAAACCAGCACGGCCGACGUUUAUUUCAUGCCCACGUCAUCUCGUUGGUCCUUUAUCCUUUUGACCUCCGCUGCUCGGAAUAAAAUGGGAGUUAGCGAGACAGGAGACGAUCCUUCAAGCCCCUCUUCCCUCCGCGCCAGAAUCGUCGGGCCGCAACGCCGCAAAGAUAGGUACCUGCCGACCGCGCUAUUUGACGAGGAAACGGCUUGGUCGGUCGUGAACACAAAGAGAGCGGCUUCUAGUACUCCUGCCCAUGGACGACCUCCACGGGUAGCAGCUGCGCCAGGACGAGCUAUGGUGGUGUCAGGAUUGAAAUCGUCAAAGUUGAAAUAAUUUGCCAUGCAUAAAAUGGAUGCCAGUUGAAGCCCAGUUUCCAAUUGGCGCAUGACAAAUUUGGGUAGAACCCAGAUCCAGGUUGUCAGGCUGUUCGGGUAAAGACGACGCCUUUUGUCAUGCUACUUUAGCAGCUCUUGUUCUACCCCUCAACAGGCUUGCAAUCUGCCUCCCUUGCGUCCUCUGCAAUAGAGACGGUUUCUGCGUUGCACUUUAUGCAUGACAAACUCUUUCAACUUUGUCGAUUUCAAUCCUGACGCUUCCAUACGAGCGACUUCUUGGUUACAGGACGUCGGGGACGAACAAGAAACCAUGCCGAUUUUGGAAUAUGGCGCUCUCAACUGUUACAUUCUCAGCUGUUUCGUGAAUUUGUCAUGCAAAAACAGCGAAUAGGGAAAGGGGAAAGCUUGCAAGUCUCGCAUCACAAAUUUGGCACGGAUUCAGAUGCUGUCUAGCCCUUCGAUAAUUUGUCAUGCGAAGCAGCUUGAUCGGCUUGCGGCUCAUGGUCAUUUUGCAUGACAAAUCAUGUAACAGCUGAGAAUGUAACGCUUGAAAACGCCAUAUGGAAAGCCAGCUUUUUCUGUUUGACUUUCGAGCAGGUAGUACAAGAACUCCGACGGAGAUGAAAAAUAAAAUGCCGCUCGUAGCCCGGGUGCUUACCAGUGCGGGGCUGAUCAACGGGGCCAUUGCCGCGUCGGAGAUUAUGCAAGAACAGGGAAGGAAAGCCGAAGAGCGCGGGAGAAACCUUUUUAAAUUUUUAGCACCGGGAGUCGGCCUGUCGGGGUUGUUCGUAGCAGACGAAAUGGAGAACCAGAUGGCAAAAGCGAAAGCGGGUCAACCUGUUCUUGAGGACCCAGCUGCAUAAGACGAGCGGAUGUUUACCGUUUUUCUUGCCCGGCGUGAAACCAGAUGAAACUUUCCGGUAGCAAGCUAAAAACGACAACCACAAGUACAACUGAGGCGCUUCAACGAGCAGCAUGCACGCACUUGUACUAUGAUCAAUCAAGAAGAUCACUUUUAUUCGCAUGUAUAUGUACACCCACCACGUUCUACUUCUUUGUCUUUCAGCUAUUCAUUGUUCUGUUCCCUAGCUAGUCUUUCACCGCAUUCCAGAUCAAUGUAUGAUUUGUACAAUUCAUAAUACCCGCAAUAUUUUUAUAGACUCGAAUAGAAGAAGGAAAACAAAAAUACGCGUCACGACCGUCUGGUGCAGCCGUGUCGUGAAUGGAAAAUUAAAAAGCGUUCAAUUGGAUGAAGCCGCACCAUGAUUUUGAUUUCUCAAGCAUAAAACUUCUACUCCAUCCGUAAUAUGCGGCGAUUCGUAAACGAAAACGCACUUUUGAAACGAGAAUACCAAGAAACUGAAACUGCAGGCUCGCCCUGCAACUUCGAGCGCAGCUGC
Amoebophrya sp. A120 is the source of this 5892-nucleotide messenger RNA. Lineage: Eukaryota; Dinophyceae; Syndiniales; Amoebophryaceae. The record is from the annotation of a GenBank genome assembly.